This is a messenger RNA of Owenia fusiformis, 1911 nucleotides long. The record is from the annotation of a GenBank genome assembly. Lineage: Eukaryota; Metazoa; Annelida; Polychaeta; Sabellida; Oweniidae.
AUGAGUCUGUUAAGAAUUGUACAGAAAAGUGCGAAGUGGUCUCUCAGUGGACACCAGGCUAUUGGUCGUAUGAUAUGUUCUCAAACAAAUACAAAAUACCAAGUUGAUAGACGGAAAUAUCAGACAAUUAAUACGAGUCGAGAUGUUCUGAUGGGUUCGCAUAAGCAACAAAAAUAUGAGCAGUUUUUGAGUAUUCCACAGAGGGAACAGAUAGGAAAUAACGAGUCCGAGAUGGCUAGCCUUAUACGUUCUACAAAGUGUUUGCUCCUUUGCCAUUCAUACAACACACUUUCUUUGGCAGUUGCAACAGAACUGAGGAGUUUCGGAGCUGAAGUGGACGUCAAAGUAAUUCAUAAUGAGCAUGACUUUACUAUUGCUGAUGAAGGAGAUUUUGACAUUAUAAUAUGCCCAUUUCUUGCAAGAAGAGUUCCAGAAAGGAUUUGGAGUAAUAAAAAGCGACCAUGUUUGAUUGUGCACCCAGGAAUCCCAGGAGAUCGGGGUCCCGCAUCACUAGAGUUUGCGAUAAAGAAUAAGGCACUUCAUUGGGGAGUUACAGUUUUGCAAGCAGAAGAGGAGUUUGACAGAGGUCCUAUUUGGGCAUACAGCAUGUACCCAAUAUCUGAUAGAAACACCACAAAGACCGAAUUGUAUGUGUCUGAAGUUACAGAAAAUGCUGUGGAUACAGUACUGAGAGCGGUAGCAAAAUUUAAACAAGGGGAUUCACCAAAACCAUGGCAAUAUGGUGCUGUUGACAUCAAAGGAAAUCUCCAGCCAAAGAUAAAAAAGGCAGAUAGAAGGAUCGACUGGAACCAACAUGCGAGCGAUGUUGCUCGCCUUAUACGAAUGUUUGACACCCAACCUGGGGCACAUGGUUUUUUGAAAGGGAUUGAUGGAGAGAUUCGGUUUUUUGGCGCCAAAGAAACGCAACCACUUUUAUACUGUGGCGAUGAAAUGCGCGAUCUCUUAUCAUCUGCUGAACCAGGCGAGCCAAUAGGCAUGAAACACAACGCGAUACUCAUAAAGUGUGGAGAGGAUUCAUCAUUGUGGGUGUCUCAUUUGAAGUCAAACAAAAUCCCAGGAGUAAAGGACAUAAAGUUACCAGCAACGAUGGUGUACACAAGACCACUGGCUGAAAUGAACACGCUUGACUACGAGGAUAUUUGGGUAGAGAGGCGAGAUAAUGUUGCAUACGUCCAUUUUGAUUUUUAUAACGGCGCCAUGAACGUGUCACAGUCUCAACGCCUCCAAACCACGCUAAAAAACAUCAAACUGCAGGACGAUAUACACAUAGUAGUUCUCAUGGGCGGAAAACGGUUCUUCUCUACUGGAAUUCACUUGAAUGUGAUCGAGCAGGUAGAUGAACCACACAUUGAGUCAUAUGCCAACAUAGAAGCAAUAGAUGGUGUCAUCAAAGAAUAUGUUCAAAUGGAAGAUAAACUAGUUAUAGCGUGUCUCCAAGGAAACGCUGGUGCUGGAGGUUGUAUGAUGAGCGCAGCAGCAGACUAUACUAUAGCCCAUAAGUGCGUUUCUUUGACUCCAACAUACAAAAACAUGAACUUAUACGGUUCUGAAUAUUGGACGUACUUCCUACCAAAGAAAAUUGGUGAAGAAAUGGCGCUUCGUCUCACGUCUGGCACUGACUCGAUAAUGGCUAGCGAGGCAUACUCCAUUGGCCUUGUUGAUAUUCUCCUCGGAAGAAAUCGUUACGAAUUACAGGACAACCUUCAUAGAACAGUCACUGCAAUUUGGAACAGCAUUGAUGCUGGACUUUUUCUCCAUUCGAAGUCAAGGCGGUCGGAAAAAUGGUACGAAAAUCUGGAGGAGCACAGGGCAGCUGAAUUACAUCACAUGAAGAAGUGCUUUUCGGAUCCUGCUUAUCAUUCUGCACGCAGGAAUUUUGUCUUUCAUUGA